GCCAGUACAGCAGCAGCAGCCACCGCAGCCGCCGCCGCAGGCGCAGCAUCGCCGCCGCCGCCGCCGCUACCGCUGGGGCUGCGCAGCCUUGGCCACUGCCAUCUUCGCCACUCCACGGAGCCCUCAACCAGAGCGACCGCCAGCCCUCUGAUCGCUCUCCACCUCCUUCCUUUCCCCUGCCCGCUCGCCCCCAAUGUCUGACUCUGACUCUCGGACAGAGAAGCGUAAGAAAAAAAGACCAAAUGGCAAAGCAACCGUCAGAUCUAAAUUCUGAGUGUGACCGUGAAGGUGGACAAUUGCAGCCUACAGAAAGGCCUACUCAACCUCAACUCAGACCAGGGGCCCCUACCUCUAUACAAACACAAUAUCAAGGUAAUUCAGGUGAAGGGGACAGCUGCUCACCUAGCAGCCCUCAGGGACCGUUUGCACCACCCACUAGCCCUAGCCCGUUUGCUACCAGAUCCCCACUUUUCAUCUUUGUAAGAAGAUCCCCACUGCUGCCUCGAUCUUCUAGUGGGUAUUUCUCUUUUGACACAGACAGGAGUCCAGCGCCUAUGAGUUGUGAUAAAUCUACACAAACUCCAAGCCCUCCUUGUCAAGCCUUCAAUCAUUAUCUAAGUGCAAUGGGUAAGCAAGAUCAUGCUUCCAUGAGGCAGUCUCAGUCAAUACCUGCAGAUAUGCGACCAGAAAUUUGGAUUGCACAAGAAUUGCGACGUAUUGGAGAUGAAUUUAAUGCUUCUUAUCCAAGAAGGGCAGUGUGGCAUGGUUUCAAGAGCUUUGGGAUUGGAGUUGAAGUCAGCUUUGAGCCCCAGCUCUGCUACUUUUGCCAGCUGUAUAAUCUCAGGGUUUUUUGGAUAAUAACUAUCAAGCAGCAGAUGAUCAUCACCAAAUGGUUAUUUUACGGCUAUUACAUUACAUCAUCCGCCUUGUUUGGAGAAUGCAGUGACAAUUCUUUAAGAAGUGAAAGAGUGCACAGAAAUUUUUACUUGUUACAUACAAGUCAUCAAGUAAAAGUACCACUUGCAUCUUCGUAUCAUUACUAUGCAAUCAACAGGUUCUUUCCUUAAAGGACAGAAGGGCAAUAGAUUCCACAUUUUUGAAGACACCUGUACAUGAACUUGAAAGUGGAUUUUGUUCAUCAUAUGGUGAAAUUUUGUAAAAGGGAGUUCAUUGUGAAUGUAGAUGAUGGAUUUUUUUUAAUGUAUCAAUCACCAUUCUUUGAAGCAUUUUAUGCAAGAGUGGUGUUUACAUUGGUAUGUUUUUCAACUUCUUUAAUAAGAAGGAACACGUUUUCAAAAAGGAAAUGGAAACUUUUUGACAAACUCAUGAAUGAUUUUUGUACUAAAAUUUAAGAACCUAUUGCUUAAGUCUCAAAAGAGGAUGAUGUAUAUAUCCUGCAGUGGAAACUGAGCCAGCUAAUUUGUAAGCUGCCUUAGUUUAUUUUGGGGGGGUUAUUGUACAGUUUUUUUCCUUCUCUUUUUUCUUUUUAGCAGGGAGAAAUGUCUCCCCUUUUGUUCUAGCCUCUUUUUUCUGUACUAUCUUUAUACCAAAAUCAGCAUAAUAAAAUGGAGCUGGUUAAAAAGGAGUAGGUUGUCAGCCUACACCAACAUGUUUCUCCCCUUUGUAAAUAUUUAACUCCCUCUUAAAAUUUACUUGUAUCUGUGGCAGACUUGACUAUCAAGGGGCCAGACUUAAGGCUACCUUUAAGCACUCCCUAUCUUCUUUUGGAGAGCUUCCAGUUUUUGUAGCCAGUUUAGAUUCUUAGAGCUACAAAUAGAUUCCAAGUAAAUUAACAUGGUUUAAAAAUAAAAUCCAAUAGAAUUAAAAUAAAUUUGGUCUUGACAUAGUGGUCUUGACAAUAGUAAUGACUAUCACUUUUUUUUUUUUUUUUUUUUUUUUUUUUUAAUAAUGAUCACCAGUCUGGGCAGUAUUUGUUUUAACUUAUUUAAUGGAUGUUUCUUUGGAAAGUCUGAGGAGGCUGUAGCAAUAAAAGAAACAGAAUAGUGAGUUGGUUGGGACUUUUGGCUACUGGUUACUGUUUAUAGAUUGUUAAUGCAGGGAUGAAAUGCUGUAGUUGUAGAAUACAAAGAGCCAAAAGUUUUCGGUCACCUUCAGAAAGACUUGAUUGAUUGCAUGACCAAAGCUUGAGUCCAGAUUGCCCAAUGAUUUAACUAAAUAGGAAAUGCCUUGCCAGCUGAGGUGGGAUUGGGGGAAACUCCUUCAGUUGACAUUUUUAAAGACUCAUCAAUGAGAUUUUCUUUAGACUCCCACUAACCUAUGAUGCCUGAAAUUCCCAAAAUCAAAAUUCCUUCGGAAGUACAGGUUUAAUUCUGGUUUCACCAGUACCCUAGAAAAAUUCAAUUGGGCAUAAUUAUGAAAUAUUCCAACAUAUUUAAUAUUUCAAGCCAUCUCUAAGCCUCUGAGUGCCAUUUUCUUUAUUACGUUUUAAUUUGAGAGGUAAAUUUUUAAAUGAAUUCUAUGCACUGGUCAUCAGUGCCUCAUCCCUGGCAGGUGUAGCUCUUCCCUUAGAUAUGAUCCUACUCCUGAUUAUUGUAACUUUUACAUCUUGAAGUUGCCACUAAAGUCAGGACUAAGAAUUUAAAAAGGUUUCUGUUUAUUUUUAUUUUUAUUUUUCAAAGAAAAACAGUCCAUGGAGUUUGCAUUUUAUCCACGAAUGGGAGAGGGAGGUCAUAUGGUUUGGGGGAUUGUUUCAUGAACCCCACUUUUUCAUGGUGAAAAGUUAGCCUUGUGAGCAAUUUUUUGUUUCAUAGUAACUUUUGGAUUGUCAGCAGUGCCAACUUUUGCCCCUUAGAGGAUCCAGUGUUCCUGUAAUUCUGCUUGACAAUUGAUGAAAAUUAUGUUGAAUAUGUGGUUUCAUAAUUACAUAUAAUUUUGGGGGGGGGUAUAUCCAUCUUUCCCAUAUAUUCAGAGGAAUUUUUUUUCUCUACACUGAAGGAUUUUUCUUUCCCUCUUAGUGAUUUGGAAUUAGGUUCAUAGGAAUUAUGUUGGAUCUUAGCUAUGGUUUCUUGAAUUAGUCUUGAAACCUUAUAUAGUAAGGUCACAUUGUCCACUGGUUGUGAGAAUGAACAAAGACUGUAACAGAAAGUAUUAAAAUUUGUGUACCUUGCUGGACACACCAAAGAUGUUUGGUUCCACCUGAAUCCCCCACUUGGAUAUCUAUGAUCAUAUUCUAAUUUCUACAGCUGGAGCACUUUACUUCUGUUUCUUUUAAGUAUCCAUCUCCCCCGGGAGCUGGAAGCAAUGCAACUGAUAAAAAGGACAUUUUUGUAAGGCUCUGCUGGCCCAGUGCCACAGUGGGGAUUAUUGUCCUUUUUUGUAUAUUUACCUCAAGCAUGGUAGAGCAACAGGUUUGCCACCAUUGCUUCAGGCUGAUGAUAUAUAGAUAAGCCUAGUAGAAAUUCUAUGAAUUAUGGAAGCAGUAGAGAAUAGGAUGUUGGCACCAUGAGUUUGAGAGAGAAAUACAUUUCUCUGUACUGUAUCUCUUAGAGAUCACGAUGCCUGCAGCAGGAGUAUACUUUGGUAUACUUUUUUUUUUUUUUUUUUUAAAGACAGCUAGUUCCACUUUUUGAAAACUUAAUGCGGGUUUUGUGCCUUGACAACCUCUACCCACGUUGGGUUUGUAGUAAGUCUCCCAUGGCAUAACACUGAAAUGCAAUAAGCAAAUACAAAAUAGUUAAUUCCAUGAGUAACUCUUCAGAUGACAUAUCCUUUCUAUCCUGCCAAAACUUUAUGAAGAAUUUUCUUUGGUUGUGGAGAAACCAGUUUAAAUUUCUUCUGAUAUAAAAAUUUGUAUAAAAAUUUUCCCUCAUUCCCUCCCUUAAAUCUCUCUUCUAUUUUACUGUAAAUAUUUGGAUAUUUAUUAGAGUAGAACAUCUUUACUUAACUCUUAUCAACUGAGCCAAAUGUCUGUGUGCAAUUGUGUGUGGUUCUUUUGUCUUUUCUGUAAGAUUUUGUAAAUAAGUAAAAAUCACUGUUUUCUAAACUUUUUUUAGAUUUUGACAUUUGUAAAUAUGUAGAUUCUUUUCUGUGUAAUGUGUUCUACUGUUUCAUAAUGCUGUAACUUGUAGAAAUAUUGUAUAUUUAUUUUCUGCUUAUUUAAUUUCUUAUGUUCUGUAAAGUUAUGCAUUCCCUUUCCCUUCCCCAGAUUAUCUGCUUUAACACAGAAGGAGUGAUUGAUCAGUUUAACGCACUGUCUCUUUCAGUGCUGUCUGUAUGGUUUUUCUACUGUGGUCCUUUAGAUUUCAUUCUUAUUCAUUUUACUUUUUUAAAACUUUUAUACUUUGCCAUUGUGGUUUUUAAAAGCGAAGGGAGCUGAUAAUAGCCAAAUGCUGGAAAUGACUCAAAGCAUUAACCAAGUUGAGUUGUUCCAGUUGUAAACCAUAGCAGAUUGUUUGCCCUAAGCCCCAUCUUUAGGUAGAAAAUAACAUUUAGCUUGGGAAAAGUUUACUGCCAUUGACUAAUCAAAGUUGAGAAAACAAAAAGGUGAUCAGAUUGUAAAGGUUGCCAAAGUCUGGGAUUCGAGGGAUAAGUGAACAGGAGAUCACUUACGUUGUUUGAUUCCCCUGGUUUUUUCUCCUUUAUUUGUUAGGAAGGAAAUAAGAUGAGGACCCUAUGUUUUUGUUUUUGUUUUUGCCUUGUUCCCCCAGCCAUUUACUUGGGAGCAAGCUGAUGGGGGUAUAAGUUUACUUAUUUUAAUAUCAGUGUGUUAUUUACUUUGCAAUUGAAAUAUGGUUUAUCCUUCCUACUCUUCUUCCCUCAAUGGAAUAGUAAUCCAUAACAUUCUGAUAGUCCUAUUAAUUUGACCUCAGUUUAGUUUGUAUUUCAUUCGAGAUUAUUUUGAGUCCAGAUGAGAGAAAUCUUUAAUUGGCUAUUAGGAUGUGCUAAGUUGUGAAUGUUUUUAAGAAAAUUUAUUUGCUGAUAGGCUCCAUAUAUAACAAGUGAAAAGCCCUGUCAUUGCAGUUUAGUCUGGUGCCUACAUGUGUAUCUAUUACUCUGCACUCAUACAUACAGUAGAUGUAUGGGAGCUUUGGUGCAUGCACACAGGUAAAUCAACUGUGUAAUUUGACAUUUACACAUACAUUUCCUUAUACAACAAGAAGCACCCUCAAGUUCUCAUGUAAAUAACUUGACUACUUAUUUUUUGGGGCUUUCAGAGAAUCUAAAUAUUUUGUACCCUGGUUUAAAGACCACUAAUACUGUAUAAAAACUCAUCAGGUACCAAUAUGUACAUAGCACUGAUCUGUAACUUAGACUGAUUAAUCACUUACUUUGUUUCAUAGGACCCAGCAUAUGUAGCAUUUUUAUUGCAAUUUCCCUGGCUUACUUGUGUUUUGCACUGAUGAAUUUUUGACAGGGUAAUUGUCACUUUACUUGUGCAAUACUGCUGUAAAUAAUUGCAGAUUUUUUAAGGAAAACUCAAUCUUUUAUGUUCUUUAAUAAUGAAUUUUAUAUAAAUAAAACCUUCAACUAGUUUUCCUGUGUGGUAUACUUUUACUGGCUUAAUUUAAUCAAAGGGUGUGUGGGUAGCAACUACAUUGCAAUUGUGUUUGGUUAUACAUAAAGCUGGGUCCCAAUUAGAACAAAGAAUACUCGGAUGUGGUCGUAUAUAUUCAAAUCUACCAUUUGAAAGGAUUAUUAGUGCCAGCCCAAUAGAAGUGUACGUUGUGAUUUUUGCAUAUCACAUAUUGCAGAUGAGGAAAUUCAACCACUGAAGGACCAAUCCUCUGAGAGAACUUCAGAUCCUCUCAGAGAUCCAGUAACAAUCAAAACCAGAAUUGAUUUCCCGGAUGUCCUGGCAUUCCCCCAUACAUGCUGCCUUUGAGGGGGGUUGUACCUUCUGUACAGUUUUGUGCUUGGAAACAAGGAUAGAGCCAACAAACUGCUUCAUCAUCAUUUUAAUCAGUAUGCCAAAUAUUUUGUAAUAUAAUGUACACUACACAUGUACCAGA
Messenger RNA from Sarcophilus harrisii (Tasmanian devil), 5969 nucleotides. It is a transcript of the gene BCL2L11, whose product is annotated as BCL2 like 11. The record is from RefSeq and is a predicted model, not a curated record. Gene Ontology annotation, biological process: meiosis I. NCBI's taxonomy places the organism in Eukaryota, Metazoa, Chordata, Mammalia, Dasyuromorphia, Dasyuridae.